ACCUUCACCAAGGCGGCCAGACGAGCUUGACUGAGUUAAAACUAGGAGAGGAUAUAUUUUUUUAGUAUUUGUCGUUAAUUCCCGGUGAUAGAGGUGAGUAACCCUCCAUCUUCACCUAAAGGGAUGCGCUUACACUGCGCGCUUUCUCCCCCAAACGACCGGAGCUGUGUGUUUGUUCCAACCACGUUUUGCGUUUAUCUAGAAGUGUCUGCAGAGCUAAAGUGUGUUUCACCAGCAUAAAUAUUUGCUUUUACCGUGAAACAGGUUUUUUGUUUUGCACCCAUCAGAAAUUAGUGUUACUUUGGAGGUAUUUGUGGCUCACCUGCGUCUCUUUUGCGCUCCCUUAUAAUAACAUCUCCGCGCGCCUCAGUCUUAUUUGAAGCUUAAGCAAACAGGUGUCGCCAUGGAAAACCCUCGGGUUGAGAUUUAUAAGGAGGACAGUAAUAAGUGCCUCUCCACGCUGCUGGAGGACUGUCCGGUGAAUUCCACCGGUUGGGUGUCCGGGAACUCCGACAGCCGCAACGUGAGCCAGGACGAGGACGGCUGGGAGCAGGAGGGCAUGUCCCCCAUCAUCCCCAUCAUCACCGCCCUGUACUCCGUGGUGUUCGUGGUCGGCUUGCUGGGCAACUGCCUCGUCAUGUAUGUGAUCAUCAGGUACACAAAGAUGAAGACAGCCACCAAUAUUUACAUCUUCAACCUUGCACUCGCUGACGCCCUCGUCACCACCACCAUGCCCUUCCAGAGCACAGACUACCUUCUGAAUACCUGGCCCUUCGGCGAGGUGGUGUGCAAGGUCUUCAUCUCCAUCGACUACUACAACAUGUUCACCAGCAUCUUCACUCUGACCAUGAUGAGCGUGGAUCGAUACGUGGCCGUGUGCCACCCGGUGAAAGCCCUGGACUUCCGGACCCCAAUCAAAGCCAAGCUGAUCAACGUUUGCAUCUGGAUCUUGUCCUCGGCUGCGGGGAUACCUGCUUUUGUUCUGGGCGGUACCCAGACCAACAGUGAUAUAACUGAAUGUGCCUUACAGUUCCCAGAGCCGUACGCCUACUGGGACACAAUGAUGAAGAUAUGUGUGUUUGUCUUCGCCUUCGUGGUGCCCGUGCUCAUCAUCACCGUGUGCUACUCCCUCAUGGUCCUGAGGCUGAAGAGCGUUCGGAUGCUGUCCGGCUCACGGGAGAAGGACCGCAACCUGCGGCGCAUCACGCGGCUGGUCGUGGUGGUGGUGGCCGUGUUUGUGGUCUGCUGGACGCCCAUCCACAUCUUCAUCUUGGUCAAAGCCCUGGUGAGCGUGCCCGAGACCACCGCCAUCAUGGCGGCGUACUUCUUCUGCGUAGCUCUGGGCUACACCAACAGCAGCCUCAAUCCUGUCCUCUACGCAUUUCUGGAUGAGAACUUCAAACGCUGCUUCAAAGACUUCUGCCUGUCUGCCAGACUGAAGAAGGAGAAGGUGUCGGGGAGCAAGAAGGCCCCUGGCACCGCGCGGAAGGCCGCCGUUGCACUGGAGAACCCAGACGGGACUAGUAAGCCCACAUGACUAGCAAUGGAACUGUCUUCAAUUUCUCACUUUGGAAAAGAAGACUCCCAGGAUCUGGGCUUAACGCACAUCUCAUCAGCCAUGUAGACUGACCCUGUUAUGAAGGUUGAUCCACUUCAUUUGUUUAUUACAACAGUGCCAACAUUUAUUAAAAAAACUAAAAUCUUCUUUAUGUUCCGUUAUUCUUGAUAACCAGAGCAAAACUCCUUCAAAGUAAACUAACUCCCCUGACUACUGACAUCUGACCUUUGUUUAUUCAUAUUUGCUGAUCUUUAAAUUUGCAGGUGGAUACAAAUUAGAUGACUGUUGGGUUUUAAAAAAAAAACUGAGUUUGAUGCAAGGUCAUCUUUAAUAGUAGGCCUACCUAGAUUUGUCCUUAUACAAUUAUUCUUAAAGGCGCAUAAUGUAGCAAUACCACUUCUGACCACAUGGGGCUAGCGUAUCACAAGAAAGUUCAUGCAUUGACUACAAAGUGCACCUCUAGUGGUGCAAAGUGGAAUUACAAUGGUUGCCAAAAUUUUACAUGUACUGGCUUUAAAGGCCUCAUAUUAUGCCUACCCCGACUUGAAUCUGUUUUAAAAUGAUCUGCAGGGUCAUAUAUUCAUAUUUUAUGUAGUUGCAGUUUAAGUUAUAUGCAACUGCAGAAAUAAUCAAUGUAUGUCAUAACGUCAAAAUGUGAGGUUAUAGACCUUUUGUGUUUUCUAAACUUCAGUAUCAUAACAUCAACCAUAAUCUGAAGUCGCUGACUGGACUCCAUGAACAUCACAAUCCCUGCAUCUGCACUCCAUCUGGGCUCUGCACUAAACCUAUCUAAUCACAUUUCAACCAGAAUCAGUAACCCUGCUGAAGACAGUGACAGACUACGUGUCAAAGGGAAGGGGUUUUUUUUUCUUCACUUUUUUUCUUUUUGCUCUUAGUUCAGAAACGUUUCCAAUGACUGAGCAGGGAUGUCAGAUAUUGGUCUAGGAGUCGAGGACACAUUCAAGGAGACAGUAAAAAAAAGACAAAAGAUGCUGAGUGUUAGAGAUUUUUUAUUUUUUGAGCCUCGGUCUACCCCAAGCUAGUUAUAGUACUUGCAGUACUUUAUAUGGAUAAAUGGACUUAAUAACAUAAUACAGUUGGGAACUGUUUCUCAUUGAUUAAAAAUAUAAUUGAGCUGCAAGAAAAUUAUUAUUUAGAUUGGAUUUGGCUGUUUUAUAUUACAGUAAGCUGAAUAUGUUAUAUUUUCUCACAUUUUAUUGGCAAUAGACCUUUUUGCACAGCAGUUGCUUUGACAUAUCAGAGCAGAAAGGGCCCAGGGGUACAAAUGACGGCUGCACUCAAUUUUGGGGAGUUAUCUCCACUGUGCACACUGGUUCACUGUCAUCCCUCACCGAGACGCCUCAUGGAGCUGAGCCAUCAUUAAAUUAAAUGCACCUGUGCUUUUCCCGCUGCUGCGGCUCAAAGUGGCUGCUGUGAAAAAAGGGCCAGUAACCGUUAUGAUAAGUAAUUAUUAUGACGUUGAAGUGUUCCGUGGAGAAUUGCAGAGUAUAAAAAGGGGAAAUUAGCAAGACGUUGCUGAAAAUGGAAACAGUAUAUCUUUCUAAUGUAGUUGUAAUUGUAAUGCUUGCCAAAAGUGCCUUGAUCAGUCCAGGAUUACAUGAUUGUUGUAGCACGAGUGACGACUGGCUGGGAUCAAACAGCACUCAGUGUUCGAGGUUUUUUUUCUUUUUCUUUUUCUUUGAAUACGCCCAACAUGAUUAAGGUAGUCGCAUCGCACGCCGGUAAUACGCAUGUGCCAAAAGCUUUUUCUCCUGUGAAUUGUGUGAAUGGUGCUGAUUGACUACUCUGUGACUGAACUGACUCACAGUGGACUUUGAGGUUGCAUAACAGCCAGUUGACGGUUAAAAAUAGGCAACAUUCGGCUGCGUCAGAGCAGGUUUAUAAGAAAAAGGGUGAAAUCCUGGACUUGAAUGUGCAUUUAAAUUUGACAGAGGGCUAUCACUUUCCAACCAGGAACUGCGUUGAGACUGAUAAGUUGUUACAUACAGUAUAUAUGACAUGAUUCAUUAAACAACCAUAUGUGCUGUGUUUGGCUUUUGCAGUGAUCAAGUACUGCCAUGCUGUAAUUGAAUCGCUUUUUGAACAAGUUGUGCACCUACAGUAUUUACUAGCACUUGUACAGUGUGAUUGUGAGUAUGAAAUGGUUUAUUUAAAAAAAAUAUAUAUAUUUAAAAAAAAAAAAAAAGAGUAUCUUUGCACAGACAUUUUAAAUAAACUUUACCUGUAGCAUGUCCAGUCAUCUUUGCAAGGAUUAUAAAGGCAACAUCGGCAGCCAUAUAAGCUUGGUGAACUGUGCUGUUAUACUGAAUGUGCUGCAGUCGACUGUAUUAUGUAAAAUAUGUAUAAAUUCGCUGGAGUACAACUUUGCCUCAUAUUUUAUUAAUACACUGUAGAAACUCCUGCUUUAAAAAAAAAAAGGUUAUUACCGGUAUGUUCUCUGGCUGCAACACUUAUAAGGACAUACAAAUAAAGAAAGCACAGAUGUUCUACAACUUUAUGAAAAAAAAUAAGAGAUAAUAUUCUAAGAAGCUGCUCUGCGACUAAUGUGUUUGUUUUUAGUUUGGUUUGUUUUCAAUCUCUGUCCUUACUCUUUAAAUCUAAAUUGUAUCUUGGAUUUGUCUGCUGUCAUUUGUGGAGGAUAUGUAUUGAUGCUGUCUGUGGAGGUCUUAAUAUUAAAGCAAGUUUAAUAAAUCCACACAUGUUCUUUACUCC
This is a messenger RNA of Cololabis saira (Pacific saury), 4291 nucleotides long. Its product is annotated as delta-type opioid receptor-like. NCBI's taxonomy places the organism in Eukaryota, Metazoa, Chordata, Actinopteri, Beloniformes, Belonidae. Gene Ontology annotation, biological process: neuropeptide signaling pathway; sensory perception of pain; G protein-coupled opioid receptor signaling pathway. Gene Ontology annotation, molecular function: neuropeptide binding; dynorphin receptor activity. The record is from RefSeq and is a predicted model, not a curated record. The coding region runs from base 404 to 1537 and encodes 377 amino acids. The transcript is spliced from 3 exons. Gene Ontology annotation, cellular component: neuron projection; membrane.